AGUUAGUGAUAUUCACAUUGUGAUACAAGGAAUUAAAAGUUAGCGAUACUCACAUUGCGAUUGACCAUUAUAAUCUAAGAAACUACUUCUUGUUAUACUUUCAAUCCUCUUUAGCAGUAAAUGCUACACAUACAAUGGUUGUAUGUGUAUCAGCUCUCCUCUUUAGCUUCCUAAUAAAUCUCCACUUAAUCACAAACCACCUAAAAGUUGAUAAAACUUUAAAAACACAGUUUUGAAUUUCUGGUCUUAAAAAAACAAUGAAAAACGUGUUAAUGUCAAACUCCCCAAAAAAAAAAAAAAAAAAAAAAAAAAAAUCAGAAACUUUCUCUCUCUUCCGACAGUGGGAUCUCCCACUCGUGACUCGUCAAUCGUCAUUUGACUCAAUUCUUCCUUCUUCUCUCCUCAAUUUCUUCUUCACUGUAAAAAAAAUACAGCUGAAAAUUGAGCUGGUUUUGCUGCUGUAAUUACAUCUUACUCAGUUCUUUGAAUCUUUGUACAUUCGUAAAAAAUUCCCAGAAAGGAAAGCUAUUGGCACACUCAAUGAAUCUGAGAUUAAGAAGCUGUAAUAGGAUGUGUUUGUAAAGCAUUUUGGAUCUUGACCCAUUUCGAGGGGCUUUUUUGUUUUUGAUUCUAUGGGUUGUGCUACUUGAUACAAUUUCCUCAUUUUGUGAGAUAAUGGUGUAUUAUUAGGAUAGUUUGAGUAGGGAGUUGUAAAUGAAGGACAAUCAUAACGACGAGGAUUUGCUGGGAAAUGUGAUUAGGCCAUCGGCAUUGAGGACCUUAAAGCCUACAUUGUCUGGCCGAUCGACCCCUAGGUCUUCUCCCACGUUUCGGAGGCUUCCUUCUACUCGAACACCUAGGCGAGAUGGUAGAUCUGGUGGGGGUAGGUUUCAGUGGUUUAAGAAUAGUCGGGUGGUGUACUGGUUACUUUUGAUUACUCUGUGGACUUAUGGUGGAUUCUACAUCCAGUCUAGGUGGGCUCAUGGGGAUAAUGAAGGUACUCAAGUUGGGUUUGGGAGUAAUUCCAGAAAUGAGUAUGUUAACUCAGGGCAGAAUCAGCAUCGUGAAUUGAAAUCAGAUGAUGGUAUUUUUAAUGUGAAGAAUCGGUCUAGUCGUAGUCUUGUAGGAAAUGGGAUCAGAUUAAAUAGUAGCAUAGAUUUAUCUUUGACUGAAGAAGCAGAUGUUAUUUUACCUCCUAGAAUCCGACCUCCCCGGACUGUUCCUUCUAAAAAGAGGAGUAAGAAAGGAAGGCGUGGCUCACAAAGUAAAACACGUGGUAGACGAAAAUUUGGGGAAGAACAUAGAACAAGAGAUGCGGAGGAUGUGCUGGAAGAGCAGAUUCCAAUGAGUAAUUCUACCUAUCGGUUGCUGGUUGGUCCGUUUGCCUCUACCGAGGAUAGAAUUCUGGAAUGGAGUCCUGAGAAACGAACAGGAACAUGUGAUAGGAAUGAACUCUUUGCACGUCUAGUCUGGUCUAGAAACUUUGUCUUGAUAUUUCAUGAACUGUCAAUGACUGGAGCUCCCCUUUCCAUGCUGGAGCUAGCAACAGAGCUCCUAAGUUGUGGGGCAACAGUUCAUGCUGUAGUCCUAAGCAGACGAGGUGGUUUAAUGUCAGAGCUUACAAAGAGAAGGAUCAAGAUAAUUGAUGACAAGGCAGAACACAGCUUCAAAGCUGCCAUGAAAGCUGAUCUUGUCAUUGCUGGAUCAGCAGUCUGUGCACAGUGGAUAGAGCAGUAUCUUGCUUAUUUCAAUGCCGGCUCAAAUCAAAUUGCUUGGUGGAUCAUGGAGAAUCGCCGUGAGUACUUUGACCGGUCAAAAGUAUUGCUCAAUCGAGUUAAAAUGCUUGUAUUCCUUUCCGAAUUACAGUCUAAGCAGUGGCUUGACUGGUGUAAAGAGGGCAACAUUACAUUGACUACCCAAACAGCAUUGAUUCCCCUUUCUGUCAAUGAUGAAUUGGCCUUCGUAGCUGGCAUCCCCUGCUCACUUAAUACUCCUUUGACAAACCCAGAGAGAAUGUUACAGAAGCGUCAGAUGCUACGACAAGCUGUAAGGAAGGAGAUGGGAUUGGAAGAUCAUGAUAUGCUAGUCAUUUCUCUAGGCAGCAUAAAUUACCCCAAGGGUCAACUCCUUCUUGUUGAAUCAGCAUAUUUGGUUAUUGAAGAACAGCCUUCUCAAAGUGAAGUCAGAUCAAUGACUUCACCAGAGACGGAGAAAAAAACAUCCAAAUUGGCUAAGAAGUUUCAUUUAAGAGGUAUCACGUUGAAGCCGAACAGCACUAAUGGAACUUCCCAAAUCAGCAUAUCUGACAGCUUGUCUGGCACAGAUCCCACAAGAUCUGAAAUCACUCUGAAAACUGUUACUGAACAGAAACUCAAAAUUCUAAUCGGUUCAGUUGGAUCCAAGAGCAACAAGGUGGUUUAUGUGAAAGAAAUUCUUGAAUUGUCAUCAAAACAUUCAAAUUUGUCAAAGUCCAUCCUAUGGACUCCAACAACAACUCGUGUUGCCUCACUAUAUUCUGCAGCAGAUGUUUAUGUCACCAAUUCCCAGGGGCUUGGAGAGACAUUUGGAAGAGUGACAAUCGAGGCAAUGGCAUUUGGUCUGCCGGUACUUGGAACAGAUGCUGGUGGUACGAAAGAAAUAGUUGAGCAAAAUAUUACAGGCCUGCUCCAUCCCGUGGGACGUCCAGGGACUAAAGUACUAGCUGAAAAUCUCAGGUAUUUGUUGAAAAAUCCAUCAGUUAGGCAGCAAAUGGGAUUAAAAGGUAGGGAAAAGGUAGAGAGAAUGUACUUGAAGCGGCAUAUGUACAAGUUAUUCUUCGAGGUCUUGUUCAAGUGCAUGCGAAUCAAAUAGAAUUUUGAUAUUGAAUGAUUUUACCCAUUUAUUUUUUGAUCUGGUAACAGAGUUUUUACUGCUAGACUGCUAGUAUCAGAAAGCAUCAUGCUACUAAAUUGAAGAGUAUGGUAACAUUUCUUAGUCAGGGAAGAAAACUAGUCUUGUAUUCUUCAAAAGAUCUUCCUGAUAUAAUGCAUUAGAUGAUUUUAA
Messenger RNA from Chenopodium quinoa (quinoa), 3042 nucleotides. RefSeq lists its product as uncharacterized. The record is from RefSeq and is a predicted model, not a curated record. The coding region runs from base 715 to 2850 and encodes 711 amino acids. The transcript has 5 exons. Gene Ontology annotation, molecular function: glycosyltransferase activity. Lineage: Eukaryota; Viridiplantae; Streptophyta; Magnoliopsida; Caryophyllales; Amaranthaceae.